Molecule: messenger RNA, 1941 nt
Organism: Metarhizium acridum CQMa 102
Lineage: Eukaryota; Fungi; Ascomycota; Sordariomycetes; Hypocreales; Clavicipitaceae
Gene: SQS1
Product: squalene synthetase-like protein
Cellular component (GO): nucleus
Molecular function (GO): nucleic acid binding
Source: RefSeq, a predicted model, not a curated record
AUGGCCAGACCCAAAAAGAGUGGCCGACCAUGGAAGGGAGGCAAAAGUGUAUCAACUAAGCGCCCCGAGACUCGGUCACAUUCAGGACUUCCUGAAAAUAGCCAUGCAAUGCUAGCCAUUUCAACAGCUGCAAUUACGUUGGUGGAAGAAGCUCGGCAAACGUCGUUGCACGAUCAUGGUCUCUGGAAUGAGCACGCUCAGCUUCGAAAGAAUCCAGUGCAUUUCGUUAGUGCUGGACGAACCGAUCCACUAAAGGACUAUCCGACCAAAGCAAAGUCCAGCGAAUCCAAUUCCAGUGACAAAGAAACCAUGCUGAAACUAUCGCUGGAAACUCAAAACGGGAUGCGCAGUAGCGAUCUCAUCCUUGAUGAUAGCCCAACUCAAAAAUGCGACAAAUUUAACGAAAAGGGGUCGCAAACUUUUUAUUUUGACAUAACUGGGGAUAAGACACCUAAACGCUCCCACUGCUCACAAGCCGUGGUGUCAAAUCGGCCUUCGUAUCCAGACAGCACCUCAAGCGAGGAGGUCAUCUUGUUCAGAGGACGAAGGGAAUGGGAAGGACAAGGGUUCAAAGCACAGGAAUUGCUUCGAGAGCAAGCAGUACAUCACACUACCGAAUCCCCACACCAAGCCCUAAGUGCGGAUGAAUACUAUCUCUCAACAGACUUGCAAUCUUCUAGAAGUCGUAAGCGUGGAAAGAGAAUGGGCCAGAAACAGGACGAAACCAGUGACGAAGAUAUAGUGGCUGACUAUAUUAACAAUAUGCGGGACAGUGGGGAACUAGACUGUCUCUUCGACAAAAUAGGGGGCAACCAACGAGAACUUGGCGCACACGAUACUGAAGUUGUGUUCAGUUGUUCUGAUUCCGAUGUCAAGCAUAAUAGACCUCAGGACACCAACAGGACAACAGGAAACCAGGCACCACAGCAUGGAAGACGUUAUUGUAAAUCCACUGAAGGCACUUUGCGACACACAGAAGAUCCAGAGGAUGAAGAUGCCCUUGUCGAACUCAUUGCUGCACAAGACCUGAGCUCCAGUUCCGACGUUGCUGCUGAGACACAGACUCCAGAGCCUAACUUCCCCCACACUCGACCUUCAAGAAGUUAUGGUGCUAACAAGCAAGAGGAAUUUGAUUUUAUGGAUUGGAGCACAGCUCAUAUUCGAUCAAAGAAGGGUAAAGGAUACCGUUCUCAAGUACCAUUUAACAAUGACGAUUCCGACCUAGAAGUACAGUUGCAGGUGGCUUGGAAGAAUGACCGGAUGAGAAAAAAGGAACGUAAAAGACAACGAGAAGAACUUCGUUCACUAGGGAUGCUUCGGAGAAACGCCAAGCCAGACGAUCUGAGAACGAAAUAUCCCUCGGGAAUGAGUAUUGAACAAGUUGGAGAGGAGAUUGAGAGGUUUCUGCGCAGCGGGGACGAAGUGUAUGAUUCUCUUGCCAGAACUUCCUACUACGGCAACAAGGUCAAUACUAAUUCGAUAUUUACUUCCAGGCUAUCUUUUCCACCAAUGGACCUCCACGCCCGGAAGUUGAUUCACGAGCUUGCCAGCAAGUUCAACAUAAAAUCUAAAUCAACUGGUAAAGCCGACCAGCGCCGCCCAACGCUGUAUCGUACAGUCAGAACACUGUCGUAUGCUGAACUACCAUUCCAAUAUGCCCUAGGGCAAAUCCAACGGCGCUUCCUGCCCCGACUUGAUAAUAAGGGUAAAAGAAAUUCGAAACCAUCUGCAACACGAUGCCAAAACCAUGGAGCGGCCAGCUAUCAUGAAGGAGAAGUGGUUGGUGCGUCAGCACCGGAACUCGGCGUAGAUAACCGCGGAAGAGCCAUGCUGGAGAGAAUGGGUUGGAGUCGUGGGACCGCCCUCGGGGCUAUCGACAACCAGGGUAUAUUGCAGCCGGUAACACAGACGAUGAAGAAAUCGAAGGCAGGACUGGGGUGA